This is a messenger RNA of Lineus longissimus, 8115 nucleotides long. RefSeq lists its product as uncharacterized. Gene Ontology annotation, cellular component: chromosome. Gene Ontology annotation, molecular function: chromatin insulator sequence binding. NCBI's taxonomy places the organism in Eukaryota, Metazoa, Nemertea, Pilidiophora, Heteronemertea, Lineidae. Gene Ontology annotation, biological process: regulation of transcription by RNA polymerase II. The transcript is spliced from 2 exons. The record is from RefSeq and is a predicted model, not a curated record. Bases 159 to 4475 code for a protein of 1438 amino acids.
UUUGGAAGAAAUGAACAGACUUACAACUUGUUUUGCAUCUUUUCUUGAAUUUCUGAUGUAGUUUUUCAAGAGAGGACCUCAUUGCAUGAUCCAGAAGAUCGCAUAGAUUAUGUUCCCUCAAGUUAACAGCAAUCGUUUAUAGAGAAAGAAUCUUCAAGAUGUCGAAUUUACCAGGAUUUGACACGUUCUUGAGCACCCAUGCUCAAUCCCUGCCGAAUAUGCCAUGUCCACUAACGAGGACCAUCAGUCCAGAGCUGUCACAAGCACCAGCUCAGGAUGUAGUCUACGGAUUGCCUAUACCAGUGGCACCAGGGCCCUAUCCAACUUACGACUUGUCUAACAUGCAAAGUUUGGUGUGUUCUCUGAAACAAUCGCCAAGGGGUGAUAGCAACACUCCAGUUGAUAUCACUGAUGGCUCGAUCAAUGUGUCCCAGCCAUUGCAAUCCAAGGUUCCUUCUCGAAUAAACAGUCCUGCUUACGCCUCAAGUGUGCGCUCUGCAUCAAGCUGUAGUAUGGUUUCAGCGGACAGUUAUGCAACUCCUCUGAUGGCACCAGGCUCCGUUGACACAUUGUUUUCACCGGGAGUCAAAACGCAGAAAAGACAAAUGAAUACAAGUUCAGACUCGCUCAGUGCCGUUCUGGAUGAAGUUGCGCAUUCAGAGAUGCCUAUUUCAGACGAAGUUGCAAAAGCGUCUUCGCGGCGAAGAGCAUCUCCAAAGCGAAAAGAACCUCAGAAACCUGCCAAAAAGAGAUAUAAGAAAUAUAAUCCUGCGAAUCUGAAACAGGAGUUGCCAGAGUGUAUGGGAAGUCAAUUUAAACUUGAGUUCAAAGAGAUGAAGCUUGUCUGCUACUGUACCGUUUGUAGGUUGAGUUUGAUGGGUAAACACGAACUCAUGCAGCACGAGUUUGCUCAUGUUAGGAAAUCAAUUGAAGUCAUGGAACGUAACUGUCCCGUUUGGCUUCCCGCUAUUCAUUUCUUGCUCCUGAACCAACAUGGUGUCAUUAGCACGCAUCAACAGUCCGCAAUUUGUCAAGAGUUUGAUACAUUCCUUGAACAUUUCAUCGACGUUCACGCCGAGGAAAAACCUCGUCUCGAUCGCUAUGUUACGAGAAUUAAAGAAAUGUUGCCGGCGUUUCCGAAUGCUGACCCGGCGUGGUAUGCGUUCCGCUGCAUGGAGACUGAUUGUCAUUUCGAAUCGAACAGCGUAGUUAACGUCGCACUGCAUUUUCUCCGUGUUCACAACCCCUUUAUGCCAUAUUGCUGCCUCCUGUGUGGUGAAAAGGCGCUGAUUAUGGCCGACAUGGUCAUGCACAUGCUGCAUACACAUUUCAGUCCUGCCAUCCUGCAGGAAAUUGGAAUCUGGGAAGACAGUGCUAUGUCCCGUCACCUGAAGCUUGUGGCUAAACGGAUGCCUCUGAACUAUCUCAUCGAAGGCUUCACUAACGUUCUGAAAGGUCCCGACAAGGAGAGAAGAUGCAUGCUGUGCUGUAAAUUCUCUCAUAAAGAACCGAAGGCGAUGGUGUCGCACAUCCUGAUUCAUUUUGCCGGUAAGAAUUCCGGUAAGCCAUUUGUCUGUUUGCUCUGUAGUGAUCCGUUCUUCUCAGACGAGGAUCUCAAGGUACACAUUUACACCAACCACCUGUAUGACCAAAACUAUCUCGAUGCUGUGUCGCUUUCGGACAACUUACUUGCAUUGUUAUUCGGGGAAAAUGCUCAGCCGAAAACUCUGGUCCCAGAAAUUGGAAUAACUAAAAAGGAGUCGGAAUCGGAGUACAACUUUUGGAAGUUACAGGAAUUCACGGAGCAGCCUCAUUGUUCUUGUAGCCUCUGUAGCUUCGUUACGAUCGGUCGCGUCUACAAGAAACUCAAAAUUCAGAGUCUUGCCGCGCGACAGGAUGAGGAGCAGCGUGUCGUUCAGGUUGACUUGCUCGAGGAUGAUGCUAAUGACAGCCACUUGAUCGAGGGUACCAAUGCAGACGUCUACACUCCGAUCAUCGAACAGUGGGCGCAGGAUGAAGUGCUGCCAAUACCAUUGAUGGGGGCAGAGACUGGCGAACAGAGUCACACUUUUAUUUCCCAGGAGAUAGUACAAACUGUCGUCACUGAAACUUAUCAAAGUUGUGUUAAAACCGGGAAAGUGGCUGGCCAUUCGGGGUCAGAUGUUUGGCAAGUGUUUCUUGAUAGUAUUUUACCAGCAGACGCCAACAUCGGUGCAGUACAAGUUAAUUCGAAAGACAUUGCUCUGAAAAAAGGUAGUGAAAUUUUGUCGCCAUUCUGCAAUCCGGUGUCAGAAGUUGAAAAUAAGCGCUGCGAUGUUGUUGAUGAAAUUUGCAAUGAUACCUCUGUUGUGUUGCAAAGUCAACAGGGUAUUUCCGAGUCUAAAAGUUCUGAUCUGCUUGACUCGGAAGCUAGUGCGGCUUGCCGUGCACAGGAGCUGGGUGAGGUUAGUCGGUGUCCAUCUCCGCUGUCUGCUCCAAGGCAGAAGUAUCACCCAGACCUACCCACUCAUGAUCAAAUUAUGCCAAAACAUGAAAUUAUAGAAAACGAGCCAAGAAAUCAAGACAAUGGAAAUGAUCUCAACGUCCUGCCAUCCAGUCAAGUUUGUCACAACAAUCAAGCUGAUUAUUGUCCUGCAUCGCCUGCCAGUGUUGCUGAACCGGCUGCAAUAGUUCACACGCCUCAGAAAUCUAGCGUGACGGACUUGCUCGAGAGGAUCGGGACAACCCUUGCCAAUCUGCACCAGAAAGAACCUGUCAAAGUUGUGUGCAAUGGCCAGGAAUCUCCUGCAAUGGUGACGUCUGCUUCUAAGGGUACUUAUGGGAAAAAAACGCCUGCUCACGAGGAUACUGAUGGGGUGCCUCCAGAAAAAUAUUUCAACUCCUCCAAAAACUGUGUCAUGGUUAAAGCUGAACCAAAAGAUUCUGAUUUGGAGGGUAUGGCUGGUAAAGUCUUGUGUUCGGACCAAGAACACAUGAAGAAUUCUGAAUCUAUUCCCCUUGUCAAGUCUUCAAACCUUUCCCGUCAAAUCCAUUUGUUGGCGCCUGAUUUUGUCGAACCAGAAGAUUCUGUGCCAGGGAGUUCUGAUACCGAGUUUGAGCCUUCAUUCAAUGGUUUAGUGUCAGCUACAAGAACUUAUCAGAAUCGUGAAAAAAUCAGGUCCAAAAGUGUUCCAGCCAAAACCAUGCCAAGUCCGCAUGAACUCCGUGACUGUAUAAGUGUUCCAAUGAGUCCCCCAAAGUUCUCUCCCCAGUCUAAAGUGCCGGUAAACAAUUUCCUUACAAAAGAGUUGCAAAUCAAAAUUUCUCCAUUACCGAAAGUCGUGGGAAGUCAUUGUGUAGCUCAGAAUUCAAAAGUCGUCCCUGCUGUACUGGCUAGUCUGAAACAGGCCCCUGUCAAAGACGCAUCAGUUAUCUCUGACUCGACCGUCCGUAAGAGCCCACGAAUCUCAUCACAUUCCAAAAACCAUUUGCCGAUCCUCACUAAACUUCGUGACCGUGAAAAGUCAGGUAUAGUUACGGAGGUUACGAAACAAGUCCAGAAUCUGGUGAAGGAAUAUUUAUCGGAAGCUCGAAUGCGAAAACGCACUGGUGAAGCGAGUGACCCCAAAUCUGAACGUGGGUCGGAAAUCGUACCAAAAAUGUUGGGAAAGGAUAAAACAUCAAUUCGAAUGAUAAGAAAGACUAAAAAUUCAAUUCGAGGAUCUUUUGAAUGUGUAGAAGAAGUGCUGCCAGAGAUAAUGAGAUCUAAUGAUCGAGAGCCACGGGAUAAACGUGAGGCUCCGGAUAUGUUCAACGAUCGCAACGUUCUGUUAGAUAUGAUCACCACGCUUACGAAGGGUAACUUGAAUAAGGAGCGUUUGACGAGAUAUAAUUUAGCCACGCCGAAAUUUACGGCGAUGUUCGACGGGAAAACUUGCACACUCAUGUGCGAUUGUGGCUGUGGUCUAGAAAGUUUGAAUGGGGACCACAGUAAUCUUCUAAAGCAUAUUUGUCAGGGGUCCACCCUCUACACUUGCGGAUUCUGUAGGAGUGUUUCCCGUACUGCCGAAUGUAUACAGACGCAUUUAAUCGAAUCGCACGGCUAUCCUAAAGCUGGUGUCAUCAACGGGUGCCGGAUGUACCACGAUCCGAUGAACAGUCUCAUGACCCAGGUUGUGAAUUUUACGCCCAAGUCCUCGGAUCCCCCACAAUCCUGCUCCCAACGUUCGCCUCCGCUGACCACGGUCCCGAUGGUUGUGGCAUUCUUGCAAGCAGGCGACACGAACAUCAAGAAAAUCUACUGCAGUCGUUGCGGCUCACCGUUCGUCACAUUGCAGUCAGCUUGCCAACAUGUGCUCCAGGUGGAGGGGGCGUCUACUUCCGUUGAGGUUCUUAUCAUUAUGGUCACACAGACGAUCCUGACAGUCACGCCCGAUCCAAAGUUGAGAAUGAUUCCUGUCGUGGUGCUCAGGAAGCUGAAUUAUUCUGUUGCAUAAUAACCUCGCGGAUAUCCCCGGGCAGUUUUUCCCUUGUUUCGUGAGCACUUCUCUUUGAAGAAGGGAGAAGGAAAGGACAUUUAGGGAUGUCAACAAACACAUUGCAAAUUAAGUCAUGACAGAGUUCAUUUGCUGAAAUGAAAUAGAGGAAAUUGUGCUGUACAUUACAAGGCCAACAUUAUUGAGGCUUUGGCUCUUAUCGAUCCCAAUGGGAAGGUCAUAUAUGUUGUUUCCAUGACUUUCAAAAAACCAACCUGAUAUUAUGGUCCAAUCCUGAAAAAAAAUUUUGAGCUAAAUAUUUGUACAUGACGUUGUUUUUACAUGUAUUUUUGUGCUAUGCUUUUACCUUCUCAUUCAAUCUAUAGCCUUUAGUACAUUUUUUUAUUUUUAGGCAUUUUACUUAGCAUUUUAUGACACACUCACGAUAGACUGAUCCACUUGCGUCGCCUGCUUGUAGAUUUCUUCAUCAUUUUUGAAAAUUUAAGAUUUGUAUUCAUUUUGACAAAUGAGUUGGUAUUGAGAUUACAUUAGGCAUUUGGAAUAUCGGCAGUAAUUGAAUUUUGUGAUCGAUAUGAUUUGCCGGUUGUCAUGUGGGAAGUCAAAAAACUUUUUUCAUUGAAGUCAAUUGACAUUUAUUGUGAAUCAAAUUAUACAGAAUAUAAGAGAGUUUGCAGUCAGCAUGUUUUAUGUGCAAUACCCAUUAUGACCUUUUCUCCUGAGAAAUUCUAACUUGGGUAAAACAUUUGUUUUGGAUGUAAGCGAGUUGGCAUAUGAAAGAUGACUAACCUGUUUGCGGCAUUGAAAGAUCUUUGCUCUAUCAUAGCUUUAUUAGCUAGGUGGUUGAUAUAACUGUACACGAAAUACUUUCUACUCUUUGAUACUUGUCAUCAGCAGUUAUUUAAAGGCAGUAUACAUCUGGCCUAUUUGGCCAUAAAUCCUUAUGAGUGCUGAGCUUAAAGAUAGUAUCACUUAGAUAUACCUGGUUUUUCCCAGGUUUCAUAUAAUAUAGAUGCUACUUGAUAAUGAAAGCACUGUGAUCAACUGAGUUGGGUUUAUAAAUGGAAUGUCUGAUCAGGUAGUCUGUGCUGCUGCUUGUAGAUAUGCAGGUGCAGGCCAGAUGUAUACUGCCUUUCAUUAACUGCUGAUAGCAUGUAUACAUGUAAUAAGAGGGACAAAUGUUGUGAUUAUGGUAAUUCUAUUGUUUGCACUUGUACCAUGCAGUAAUACCGGUACUAAAAGUGCUCUGAUUUCACCGAUACAAGAUUGGUUAUCAACAUUCAUUAAUAAGAAGCGGUCGUUGCUGCAACCUACAAUAAAGGUCAAACCUAGAAAUCAUCAGUUUUACCUGCGGAUGAGCAAUCUUUUAAUUGCUCAUCGCAGUGAUAAUUGUUGCAGGUCGCGGCAAUAAAGUUUCAUUUGAUUCUUCAGAGGUGGGCAUUUCAUUUACACCUGACUGUUAGUUUGUUUUGAGUUUUGGUUAAGUCUAUUAUUGUUUAAUGUUUGAACUACUGUAAACCCCCAAUUUUUUUUGCCUUUUAUUUUUGUAGACUUCACAAAUAAGUACGACUGGCGAACAUAAAAAUUGUAAAAAAUAUUUUUCAGUUUGGAAAAUUUAGAGAAAUUUUGUAAUCCGUCAAAAUCUUGGAGAAAUUUUUGCAAUGAGGCACGAAAUGUUGGCAAGGUACAAUAUUGUUUCUUAUGCUGUCGUUUUAAUACCUGUAUGUUCACAAUUGCAAUUGCAUUUGUGUCUCCUGGCCUUCCUCCACAUAAACGUUUGCAAUUUACGCUCAGUCCACAGGCAUUGUGUGAGAUCGUACUCACAAUGACACAGUGAAACUGUUGGCUCAAGUCUGAUGCCUGUAGAAAUCGAGUGUCAAAUUCUGAAACAUGGCGUAGAAUGCAAAAGUGGAGAUAUAUGCCUUUAUUUUACUCGCUUAUUUCUUGAUAGAAAGCAAAGACAUUUUGCUACUGGCCUUUUUCUGGUCGUAUUGUACAUGUACCAAAAAUUAGGUAUUUGUAUUUUUUACACUGUUUUUGUCGUAAAUAAUUGGUGUAAAUCUAUAUUGGUGCAUAAAUUACUAGAUAGCUGAUUGUUUAAGCCCAGUCACAUUUGCAUUUAUUGGGUGUGUUAAACUAAAAAACUGGUCGUUUGCGUUCUUGGCCUGAUUCUUGUUAGAUUCACUAUAAACUGUAAGGUUUGGUGUAAAAGGGGAUGGUAGCACUUGUUGAUAGAUGUUAGGAGUCUCAUAGCCUAGCAGUAAACACGGCUGGCUCACACACAAUACGGCCCGGUUUUGAUCCCGGGGAGAACCCAGGAUUGUAUUUCUGGAUGAACCGGCGUGGCUUUCAAGGAACUAAAAUUCCUGGCUCUUCACAACCUCUAUAAUGUAUGAAUACUCGAAAAGCAUUGGUCCCUUUGUACCUGAGUGUCUAUGACAAGGGAAGUAAAAGAUCCCGCAUAGGUGGACAGAAGCCUGUAGUGGGAGACAUCCCUCCGGCAAAAUCCAAUAGAGUUACGAGGCCAGCGAUAAUAUGAUAUGUUACAGUGUCCAUGUUGACUUGUUUUUAAAUAAUUGUUGUAAAAUUUGAAUGUUGUCAAAUUUUGUUAACAUCACAGUAUACAUGUACAUUUUAAAAAUACUCUUUACUCUUCAUGGCUAUAACUUUUAAAUUUGGAAUAGAUACCAAUAAAUUGAUAUUGUUUACGAUUUGUACAAAAAAUGAUGUGCUGAAUGCAUGAUCAAAAAAAAUCUGCCCUUUCUUUUAAAGGCCUAAUGUAGGGCUUGUAGACUUCCUGUGCAAAAUGGUAGUCUGGAGAUGAAUCAGAAAAUUGACACAAAGAUUCUAGCAAUCUCCUUGUACCAUUGUGGAUGUUGUUUCAGUAGCAUCUUACACAUGUAGACUCCUGUGGCAGUCCAUUUCGUCAUCCUAUUCAUACUAUCAUCGGGUGAGGGACGAGACUGAUCCAUUGCGUCUUGAGUGUACACAUGAUGCAUGAAUCUCAUAUUGCUUGAUCUCGACUCCCAAAGUUUUGAGAUAGCUAAGUCACUGGCUGUUUGUGGAUCCCGAUAGUGGUGACGCAAACCCAUGAGAAUCAGGAUGAUGUCUCUUCUGAUGUCAGAAACUUAGGCUUGAAAACAUGACGUGACAUGACAUGACAUUGGGGUGAAAAGUGACUACAUGUAUGUGAAUCGCUCUAUGUAAACCUGGCCACAUACAUAUGAUCUUUGAGGUCAACAUCGUGCUGGCCCAUCAGUAGCUCCACCUACACUUCAGAUUCUUUUUUUUCUGAAUUUUACUUUUCGCAUGAGAGCCGCCUGUUAGGUCAAAUUGGCCAAUUUGUCUUUAUGCCUGUUAAAAAAAUGUUGUCGGCUUAUGAGAUUUUGCUGACUGAUGAUUAUCUUGCUUUUUUGUUGAAGACAGUGCUCUGCUAAAGAGUAUCUAAUAUGUAAUCAUUGAUAGUAUUUUACUCUAUAUAUGUAAUAUUAGUCGUAGUGGAAGUAGCAUUUUGUCCUUUCUUCGCUGUUACACCUUAAUUCAUUAGAACCAUCCUAUAUCAUGGACAACAAUUGUAUGAAAAUCAUGAUAAAAUUGUAUCGUCAAGCUACACAAAUAUUUUUUAAUAAAUAUGCAUUUACAU